This is a messenger RNA of Kazachstania africana CBS 2517, 936 nucleotides long. RefSeq names its product cytochrome-b5 reductase (gene AIM33). NCBI's taxonomy places the organism in Eukaryota, Fungi, Ascomycota, Saccharomycetes, Saccharomycetales, Saccharomycetaceae. The record is from RefSeq and is a predicted model, not a curated record. Gene Ontology annotation, cellular component: endoplasmic reticulum; plasma membrane. Gene Ontology annotation, molecular function: oxidoreductase activity. The transcript has a single exon. The coding region runs from base 1 to 936 and encodes 311 amino acids.
AUGACGGAUGGAUCUAUUAAGAAGUAUACUAUGCUUGAAAGUAUGGAUCGUAAAACCGUUAUUAUCUUUAGCGUGGCGUCAACGAUUCCUACUGUUAUAAUGGUUAAAGACAGGUGGCUUGCAUUUAUAUCUAUGCUUCUAAUAUUGAUUUUACCAAGUUAUAUGUACGAUCUCUAUCUUCGACAUGAGCCACGCUCAAUUAACACUGAUACAUGGUGUCCUUUGCCACUGAUUUCAAAGACAGAAGUAAAUGGCAACUCAGCCAUAUAUAGAUUCAAGUUGAAUGACAGCAGUGAGCUCCUCCAGAUUCCAAUAGGGUAUCAUCUCGCUAUAAGAGUAAAUAUUGGUGGAAAAGUUAGAGUAAGAUAUUAUACUCCAAUUGACCCCAAAAAUCAAAGAGGCCAUUUUGACUUACUAGUGAAAUCGUAUAGUACAGGUGUUGUCUCUAAAUAUUUUGGAACCUUGAAACCUGGCGAUAAAGUCGAGUUCAAAGGACCCUUAGGUGAAUUCAGUUAUAAGAAAAAAAUAACUCAACUGGGUAUUAUUGCUGGUGGAUCUGGUAUUACGCCCGUUUUACAAAUAUUAAACGAAAUUGUGAUAGAACCGGAGAAAUUGAAAAGAAUAUCACUAAUUUACGCAAAUGAAACAGAAAAUGAUAUUCUUAUGAAGAAAGAUUUGGAUAAGAUGGCUACAAAAUAUCCUCAUUUUGAAGUGCAUUAUGUAGUGCAUUUCCCAAGUAAAACUUGGAAGGGUGAUUCGGGCUAUAUUACAAAAGAUGAACUGAAAAAGUACUUACCAAAAUAUUCGGAAAAUCAUAGACUAUUAGUUUGCGGGCCAUUAGAAAUGAAUGAAAUGGUUCUAAGAUAUGCGAAGGAACUAGGGUGGAAUAAUGGGUUCCAAACCUCAAAAAGUGACGACAAAGUCUUCGUUUUUUAA